Molecule: messenger RNA, 3922 nt
Organism: Nomia melanderi (Alkali bee)
Lineage: Eukaryota; Metazoa; Arthropoda; Insecta; Hymenoptera; Halictidae
Product: Endo-beta-N-acetylglucosaminidase
Biological process (GO): protein deglycosylation
Cellular component (GO): cytoplasm
Molecular function (GO): mannosyl-glycoprotein endo-beta-N-acetylglucosaminidase activity
Source: RefSeq, a predicted model, not a curated record
UACCAGCAACCUGUGCUGUUCAGAACGAUCCAGUCGCCGAUUGUGUGUUCAAGAGGUCGGUCGCACGAGCAACCGGAUAACCACGAAAUUUCUCGCGAUCGGUCGCGAUCGACGUGUUGGUGUAUGUACACUUAGAAUCGUAGGCGUAACGCAGCACGCGACACUCGACCAGUGCGGUGAAUCGAUCCCUCCGCGGGAUCAUGUGAUAAAGGAUCAUAGCAAAGGGAGUAACGGGGACGACGAACCAAGACCUGAUCGUUGGGAUUCAACGGACUGUGUCAACCGGAUCACCGAGUACGCCGUCUAAUGACCUUUGCCGAUCGACUGCAUGCACGAGGAGUCUCUGCGAGCGGGCUGGAAAUAGGCAACUGCUAAAAUCCCCACGAAAAUGCCAAGUCCUGUACGAAUCGGCCAUUAACACCUUACUUCCCGGUAAUUUUACCAAAAAAAUUGUUACUCGAAACUUCAAUGUAAGUACGUACAUACGUAGAAUACAUUAAAAUGACGAAAACAAUUUAAUUCAACGAACACGAUAUAAAACGCUCUUGUAAAGGCCUAUAUUGCCUUCAAACAAAAAUAAAUAAAAUACAAAUACUGUAUAAUUUGUGAACGGCUCGAGUUGUGGAAAUACGAGUUAACUCGUGACCGGUCAGCAAGGUGUUAAUAGCUAAAGUUUCUCAAGCUGUUCGAUACAUCAACAAGCACGUAUAAUAGUCACGGGCAACUCGAACAGCGAACAUAACUUAAAUCUGAAACGCGAAAGGAGGGAAGACGGUCUUAAACGCGUGAAUCGGGAGACACCACGAGGACAGAUAAAUCAACGACACAAAGGGAUUCAUGAAAGCCAACAGCAAAAGACGCAACGUCCACGAAAGGUGCGGCGACUAGGGAGAAAACGGUUACGCGCGCGAAAAGGUACAGUGAUGCGUUGAAGAUCCUUCUGGCCGGGAAAACAUGGAGAACGCGGUGAUCGCGCUCGACUCGACGGUCAGGAGCCAGGACUCGAACAACUCGAAGGAUUCCAGUAUCUCGGACUCGAAGCCUGAGAGUUGCCUGGAGUCGAAGCACUCGAAGGAGAUCCUGAUCUCGGAGAAACAGCAGAGCCAACAGCAGCAUCAGUCGCAUUCCGAUCAACUGCCGAUCGAACGGCAGAGACUGAGAAGCGCGGAAUUGAAGGAUGACUCGAACCUGUUGAUGUUCAUGUCCUGCGGGCAACUGCUACUUGGUAUAGUGCUGGUGGUGUUCGGGAUCCUGGUGUUGGUGCAUGGCGCCUCGCUGGGUGGUUCAGGUGCGGGGCUGUGGGCAGGUGUUGGCGCCCUGGUCGCAGGUGCGUUGGGCGUCGUCGCGACGCUCGCCACAUCCUCGAGCAAGGCGAACUCGAGCUUUUCGACCGGACACCUCGCCGCGAGCCUGAUCGCCCUUGCCCUCUCGAAUAUGGCCGCCAUCACGGCCUUGACUGCCAUCGUCAGGGACUCGCAGAGGACACCGGAAGUGACCUUACUCACUGUACCGGGUGACAAUAGCGAUAUGGACCAGGUGGAAGGAGGCUGGGCGGGUCUCCUAGCUAGCAUAGGCCUGCUGGUGUCCAGCUUAGCCGAGCUGCUGGUCUCUGGCUACAGUUGCCUGAUCCUGACCCCCAAACUUUGCGGUUGCCUAAGGACGAACAAUAACGAAGAACUGUUCUGCGACGGCCGGCUGAAGACCCGCAACAUGGUGCACCAGUGGGUCACGGCUCAGAGCCACGUGCCGAAAAGCCAGCCCAUCUACGUGGUGCAGCCGAUGCUGCCGAUGCACCCGAUGAUCCAGCCUCCUUAUGGAAUGCCAACACCUGCCGCAAAGUUUCCUGGAGGAUUCGUACCUGCUAGGCCCAUGCCAAUACCUGCUCCGUCUUAUGGUACCAUUCCUAUACUUCCCCCCCACAUGCCAUAUGCUGGACGACCCCCAUCUCAAAUGAUGAGACUGAAACAAAAACGCCACACAGGUAUGGAACAUGAGAGUACAACAGAGAGGAAAAGGCAAGUCGAAGGUAAAACGGACUCCCAGAAAAGGAUGUCUUCAAUAGGAGAAGAUCAAGUAGAUCUAGCGCAAACAUACACUGGACUGGACAAGAAAAUUUCAGAAGAGUUCAUCUCAAUUGCCAUGGAUCCUGAAAGAAAGUCAAAAGCUUCAAGCAGUCAUGGCAGUGAUAUUGGCACCUCGAAAACCUGUUGAGGACACCACGUAAUACUCCUCGGAAGGUGUAUCAUGCUACACCCCACUACUUAAUCUGUUUUCUCGUACACGUUUUUAGAAUUGCAGGGAAGAGUUUUUAACCAUCUAUCGUUGAACGUUUCACAUUUGUCUUGUUUUGGUUUUUACUAUACUGAAAGAUUUUGCUCAACGCUUGAUUUUUUCAGAUCCUGGAUAUAAUCAAGAUUAUAUUUACUUAUUCGUUAUAAAUGUACAUUAAUUAAUUACUGUUACAGAUUUUAGUUAGUUCGCUGUCAACCUUUGACUAUGUGAAUAAUUAAAAAAUAGUGGCCUAGACAAAGAACGAUACACUUUGUCUCGUCUUUAAUUAUAGAAAAAUGGCUAUGUACAAUGUGUAUAAUGACAAAUUAAUAUUUUACAAAUUAGUGAAUUUAUUUAUUUUCUAUGGUACGCAGUACCGAUUGUUAUUGAAUAAAUGUAUAUUGUUUGUUGAAACUUCGCCAACAUGUACCCGUGAAAAUAAGAUUCAGGCUUUAAAGGAUUAAUAUAAUACAUAUUUAUGUAUAUUUAUUACAUAAUAAUUCCAAAGGACAACUGUAGGCGUAAUGAUUCUCUAAUAAUGUAAUGUAAGAUAAAAUAUAAAUCAAGUAAUCUGCAAGAGUUCCAAAAACCCUUUUAUAAACUUAAUGAAAAACUGAAUAUUGUAACUCAUUGCCUAAGAAUUUUAAAGUCAACUUGUUACUGAAUGUACUGCCAAAGCUGUUCAAGUAUUUUCACAAUACACAUGUAUGAUUAUGUGGUUCAUGUAUAAAAUAAAAUUCUAAUAAAAUACUAUGGAAAUAUUCCAUACUGUUUAAAACAGGCAUUUAAACUAUGUGCAUCUUCGGAGAUAAAAAUGAUGUGAGUAAAAACUGUUUAAUGUUGACUUAUUUACAUUAUCUCCAAAUAUUAAACAUUUUUUCUCGAUUCAUUUCUUGAACAUUAUUGACAUUACUCUCACAGUCUUUUGUAUUAUUAAAUGGAACAAAGAAUGUAACGUUAAUGUUAAAAUGGAAAAUCUUUUAAGUCGUUUGUAAUUAUUGCUUUCUUCUAUUAUUUAGCUUUAAAGUGUUACGUGUAAUGUCAAUUUAUCAUACUCAUUACAGUGUACAGUGUAACAUUUUAUAAUACCCGACCUCGUAGAGAAAUUAUUCAUGGCUCCACGCAGACUAUAUCGUGUACAUGUAUAUCGUUUACUGUUAUAAAUAAAUAAAUUUUUAUGAUAAAUGCUGUUACAAAUUGUAUUACAAUAACUACAGAUAAUAGUACGCAGGGUGUAACAUCUAUCUUUCUCUGCUUAAUAUUUUAUUAAUGAAAUAUACUAUUAUACCUGAAUGUACAUGUUAUAUAUUACAUAAUUAUAUACAAUAAUAUGUAAAAAUAUCUGUCAUUUACGAUUAGUAAUAACUCUUAUUCGCUAUCAAAGCCACCCCCAGUUUGAUAACAAAAUAUAUAUAAAAAUACAUGUAAAACCAUCACAAUAAUUGGAAUUCAAUUUCUAAUACAUUAGUAUUAAAAUUAAGUAAUCACUGCUUAAAUUUUCUUUUUUUUUAAACACUGCAAAGCUAAUCUUUGAAGCAGUUUUCAUUUUAUGUAAAGCGUGCACAAAAGUUUUAUUAAAAAUUAUCUAUCUUUUUCUUCAGUAUUGAGUACAAACCACAAUUGUAUAUACUACCACCAUAGCCGUUAUUCG